AUGGGACUCCAGAUGUAUACUCUCGGGCUUUUGCUCGGACUUGCACUGAAAUCCAAUGCUGCUGGGAAUAUCACUGACGAUUCUUACUUCUACGGCCUAUCUCCGCCUGUUUACCCCUCGCCUGAGGGUACUGGCUCGGGCGACUGGCAAGCUGCCUACCAGAAAGCCAAGGCAUUCGUUGGCAAACUCACCCCCGAGGAGAAGGUCAACCUGACUGCUGGAACAUCCGUCAGCAAUGGCUGCUCCGGCAACAUUUCUCCCAUCCCUCGUCUCGACUUCCCCGGCUUCUGCGUCUCGGAUGCUGAAAAUGGCCUGAGAGGAACCGACUAUGUUAGUAGUUGGCCAUCCGGUCUCCAUGUCGGAGCCAGCUGGAACAAGGGCCUUGCCAAGCAGCGAGGAGCGCUCAUGGGUGAAGAAUUCCGCAAAAAGGGCGUCAACAUGGUUCUUGGUCCUGUUGCCGGACCUCUGGGUCGUAUCGCCGAGGGCGGUCGUAACUGGGAAGGCUUUGCCGACGACCCAUACCUCAGCGGUGGUCUGAUCUACAACACCGUCGAUGGUAUUCAGUCCGCUGGUGUGGGAGCGUGCACCAAGCACUAUAUCGGAUACGAACAAGAGACCAACCGUGUCCCAGAGGAUAAUGCGCAGGGAGAGUAUACCGAGGCCGUGUCGUCCAAUAUUGAUGACAAGACUAUGCACGAACUGUACCUCUGGCCCUUCUAUGAUGCCGUCGCGGCUGGUAGUGCAUCCAUUAUGUGCUCGUACCAGCGUGUCAACAACUCCUAUGGCUGCCAGAACAGCAAGACUUUGAACGGUCUUCUCAAGACCGAGCUCGGCUUCCAAGGCUACGUUAUGACCGAUUGGGGUGCGCAGCAUGCCGGUAUCGCUGCCGCUAAUGCUGGCUUGGACAUGGUUAUGCCUUCCACCGACAUGUGGGGUGAAAACCUCACCAUUGCCAUCAAAAAUGGCUCUAUGGAGGCUUCCAGACUGGAUGAUAUGGCAACUCGUAUUAUGGCAACCUGGUACCAGCUUAACCAGGAGAAGGGCAUCCCCAAUCCCGGAAUUGGAAUGCCGUCUGAUGUCAACUCUCCUCACCAACGAGUUAUUGGAAAGUCGGCCGACUCCAAGGAGGCUCUCCUCCAGGGCGCCAUUGAAGGUCACGUCCUGGUAAAGAAUACCAACGCCGCCCUGCCUCUUAAGGCUCCCAAACUUGUGUCGGUGUUCGGAUACGAUGCUGUGAAUGCCGAUUAUCUUAAUGUUGCUCUCCCCUCGGUCUCCCAGCCCACCGCAACCCAAAACAGCACCCUGUACGUCGGAGGCGGCUCGGGUGCCAACUCCGCUGCUUAUGUUGAUUCUCCUCUUGAGGCAAUCAACCGUCAGGCCUAUGAGGACAACACUUCCGUUAUGUGGAAUAUCUAUUCCCAGGAUCCCGAUGUUGAUCCUACCUCGGACGUCUGCUUGGUCUUGGUCAAUGCCUACUCUACCGAGGGCUUCGAUCGUCCCGGUUUGACUGAUGACUACAGCGACACUUUGGUCACCAAUGUCGCUCAAAAGUGCUCUAACACCGUGGUCGUGAUUCAUAACGCUGGUAUUCGUAUCGUCGAUGACUGGAUCGAGAAUGAUAACGUCACCGCUGUCAUGUUCGCCCACUUGCCAGGCCAAGAUACCGGUCGCUCCCUCGUUGAUCUUCUCUAUGGCCAUGCCAAUCCGUCUGGCAGACUUCCUUACACCGUCGCCAAGAAGGCAUCUGACUACGGAAACAUCCUGUCGCCAGCCCUGCCUGAGGGCAAGUACUGGUUGUUCCCGCAGGCUGACUUUACCGAGGGUCAAUUCAUCGAUUAUCGCGCGUUUGACUCGAAGGAUAUUACUCCCCGGUUCGAAUUCGGAUUCGGCCUGUCUUACACAACCUUCAAGUACUCUGGAUUGAAACUGCAGAAGUCAAGCAAGCCCACUUCGCAGUACCCCCCUACUGCAGAUAUAUUAGAGGGUGGUAACCCCCAUCUGUGGGAUGAGCUUGUCACUGUCACCGUCCAGGUCCAGAACAGUGGCAGCGUUGAUGGUGAUGAGGUUGCUCAGCUUUACCUCGGAAUUCCCGGCGGACCGGUCCGUCAGCUCCGUGGAUUUGAGAAGGUUACUAUCGGCAGUGGCAAGAGCGAGACUGUCACUUUCUUGUUGACAAGAAGGGAUUUGAGUAGUUGGGAUGUAAAUGCUCAGCAGUGGGCUCUGCAGGAGGGUCAGUACAAGGUCUAUGUCGGACAGUCGAGCCGUAAUCUGCCCUUGACAACUACAUUCAGCAUCUAG
Penicillium cinerascens is the source of this 2298-nucleotide messenger RNA. RefSeq names its product beta-glucosidase. Gene Ontology annotation, molecular function: beta-glucosidase activity. The transcript has 7 exons. The record is from RefSeq and is a predicted model, not a curated record. Bases 1 to 2298 code for a protein of 765 amino acids. Gene Ontology annotation, biological process: glucan catabolic process. NCBI's taxonomy places the organism in Eukaryota, Fungi, Ascomycota, Eurotiomycetes, Eurotiales, Aspergillaceae.